CAGAGGAUUCUCUGAUGGGUCCCAAUUGUCCCAAAUUCUUCUCAGAUUUCUCUCUACUAAACUCCGCUUUUUAAUUGACGUAGGAAAGACUCCGAUUGAUUAACAGUUAAUUGAUUAAUUGACGAUGCCUGCGACGAACGCCGAAGACGAUCCGUACGCGCACGUUGCGAAGGGCGCCCUGAAAUUGAAGAACGAGCAGACGGUGAGCAAAAAAAAGAAGGAUAAGAAGGGAAAGAAGAAGAAGCUCGUGGAAGUGUCCAAGAUCGUCGAGGAGGAGGAGGAGCCUCAAAAGGCGGAGGUGAAGCGGACGAAAGCGGAGAUAGCUUUUCAGAAAAUGCAGGAGAAAAUGCAAACCGAGAGGAUCAAACAGAAAGCCUCCAAGACGCAUAAGCAGCGCGUGGAGGAAUUUAAUCGACAUCUGGACAGCUUAACCGAACACUUCGACAUACCUAAAGUGAGCUGGACGAAAUAAACUCCGCGAUGUUUCUUUGUACGUAUUUUUUUGUAUAAAUUUAUUUGUACGUAUAUAUAUAUAUAUAUAGGGUAAACAAUUAGUCUUAAUUUAAGUUAAAAAUAUAUAUAUGAACACUUUGUAUAUAAUCAUGGCAUUAUUUUAAUCCUUAAAUACUUUCAAAUGUGAUUUUUCUCCUUUUUAUAUGAUCCUUUCACUGCUUUUGCUUAAAAGAAGAAUAAAAAAUCUAGCAUAAAUGUGAAAUUUAAUUUAAAAAGUCAAUAAAUUAUUAAGUUUUACAAGAGACUCUACAAAGACACUGACAUGCAUCUGUUAACUUUGAUGCAAUUAUUGUAUUUAAGGGUUAAAUAAAUCAUUCUCUAUACACACCAUACGAUAAAUAUAAAAGUUAUUAAUAUAAUAAAAUAUUACAAGAAAUUGUACUUAUUGUAUAAGUCGUAUAAAAUACUCUUUAAAGUCAUACAUUUAA
Wasmannia auropunctata (little fire ant) is the source of this 941-nucleotide messenger RNA. Its product is annotated as protein FAM32A-like. The record is from RefSeq and is a predicted model, not a curated record. Gene Ontology annotation, cellular component: nucleolus. The coding region runs from base 125 to 472 and encodes 115 amino acids. The transcript has 3 exons. Lineage: Eukaryota; Metazoa; Arthropoda; Insecta; Hymenoptera; Formicidae.